GCCGGAUCUAGGCCUCCUAGUCCAUUGAUGAUUGAAUCCGAGGUUCUCGUUCACCCAUUCAGAACUUUCCAAAUCCUCUUUUUCCAUCUCUGUAGCUUUCCUCAAGGCACAGAACUGAGGCACGCUCGUUCUCGUGUAACGGUGAGAGAGAUUCGGCAAGACCUUCCGUCUCUCUCCACUCCAUGGAUGCCAUGUAUCUCACCCAAGUGCUUAGUUCUUCUUACCCAGCCCGCUCGUGAGAUAUCCGCACUACCCUUGCCAAACAAAACCGCGAGCUCCCGAGGAGCUUUGCUGUUACCCAAUCUAAGCUCCUUCGAGACAAACGGCGCGACCAGGCUAGCCCUACAGAAGAGCGAGAGGAAAGGGACACCCCGUUGCUCGGGUCAUUCUCCUUCCGCCCAUUGACCAAUACCCAUCCCACGCGACGCCGGUCUCGUUCAUAAACAGCCCGUGUUCCCCUCCGUCUGCUUCACACCUGACAUUUCACCAUCUUAUCAAAUCCAAUUCCUAAUACCUGUCCUCUCUCCGCGCUGUGCGCCUCGAUACCCAAAGUCUUCUCACAUCAAACUACACACAUAACACCAAACUGUCAACAUCACCAACCUCACUCACCUCAACCGCCAAAACCCAACCACCAACAUGACCCGCCUCCUAACCCCCCUCCUCCUCCUCGCCUCAACAGCAACAGCCCACUUCUCCAUGACCCUCCCCAAACCCCUCGGCGACUCAGACGACAACGAGGCCACCGCCCCCUGCGGCGGCUACACCGCUUCCUCCUCCUCCGCAGCAACAGACUUCUACGUCGAAGGCGAUGCCAUCGGUAUGGAAAACGGCCACCCGCAGACAAACUGGCUCUUCCGCGCCACGCUCGACCAGACCGCCGCCUCCGGCUGGACACAGCUGUUCCCGAUCGUCAUGCAGACCGGCCUCGGAAACUUUUGUGAGCCCAAGAUUGCGGCGCCGGGGAACUGGACGGGAAAGAGAGGUAUCGUUAGCGUUGUUGCGCAUUCACCUGAUGGGCUUUUGUACACUUGCGCCGCAGUAAACUUCGUCUCCGGCACAGCCCCAACCCGCUCAGACUGCAAAAACGCAACAGUCACCGUCGACUUCACCUCCGACUCAACCCUCACAGCCCUCCUGAGCGCCAGCGGCUCCUCAAGCAGCGGCAGCCCCUCCUCCGGCUCCUCCUCCGGAACCUCGACCCCGUCCGCCUCGGCCUCGAGCACCGCAAACGCCGCGCCCGGUGCUCUGGUCGGUACCGUCUUCUCUACCGGCGCCGUGGCUGGUCUCUUGGUGUCGUUGACUGCUGCUGUUGGUGGGGCUGCCAUGUUCUUCUAGAGUUUCCGAGAAGUCUGGUGAUAACGGAUGAUCAUGGCUGGGAGGAAGUGUAUACUAGUUGCGACUCUUUAUAUAUGACCAUGGCCAUCUAAGAGACAUCGCAGCGCCUGGAAUCUGGCUGCCGCCAAUAUUAAAGAAGCAUUUUGUUCGGAGUGUGCAGAAUCAAGUGCAAGCAAAUCGCUGCCAACGGCCCAUAAAGCAUCAAUGAAAAUUCGAUGAUGCGGUAAUACCGGUGACACACGCAGACCAUAGAUUGACGAUGCGCUGCUCAAUUGAGAGUCAAAACAGGGUUGUAAAGAAUUCACUGCUUAAGCAACUGGACUGCACCAUGGGCCUUCAUAGCUGGAUUAUGAUAAAAACCGUUGUAUGUAAGAGGCGUACGGCCUGUCUGUUAUAUAAAGUACACGAAGCGAAUUCGAUCGCCAGUAACCAUCCCUCCGUCUAUGGGUAAUCAUAACAUAGUAACCAGAGUAAUCCUUGAAUCAGGGAAUCUACGCUCGCCCCCGAAUCCGCCACGGCCCCCGCGCGCCGGCAGCACCCGCAGCACCGACGCCAAAGUUGUGAAGCCUCUCCCCGAUAAGGUAGGCCUCAUCUCUUAUACGCGCCUUCCAGUUGUUGAAGACGCCAACAAUACUCCAGAAUGCCAUGGCUGCCAGUGCGAUGAACGCAGCCGCCGGAUAAGAAAGACGAUAGAUCAUCUUGAGUUCGUGGGGCGCAGGUACAGGUACGCCGAACAUGCCUUGUGACUCCAACAAGCCCAUGACAUACGGGGGUCCGAAGAUCGCCAAACAGCCGAUGAGCAAACCGGGCACAACGAAAGCCCUCGUCAGCACGAGAACAUCAGGCUGGAGCCAUCCACGACGAAGAACCGCGCGGACGGCUUGCGCCAAGCGAGUGCCCUCGUACAGGCUGGUGAUGGCCCGCGCUCCAAGCUUGACGUAGAGCAAUCCCAGAGUCCAGGAUUGUAUGACUCUCGCCGUGUGCUGGUUCGACACCACAAUGCCGUCUUUGAACUGGCCACCAUUGUUGGUUCCGACGACAUAAGGUGUCGGAGGAUACAUGUAAGUGUGAAGAGGAAUGAGGCAAUACAAUUCCAUAAGUGCCGUGAGGAUGAGAGGGAAAACGACCAGAAGGAUUGUGUAUGCGUAAGCAAGCCUGGCAGUAUGGAUGCCCAUCAGCGCAAACCGCAUGGGAGCAUCGCUCUGCCACACAGACUGCAGGUUUGAAGAUGCCCACGUCUUCAUUUUGUUGAAGAUGGAGCGAGCAUGGAAUAGGAAAUAUGCCGUCGAGCCCAGAAUGUAGAUGCCGAUGCUGAAAGCAUAAAUGUCGUUGGUACGAAUGUGGGCUGGGAUGAGGACCUUGAACAUCUUGCGUCCGAACACGAGGGGUAUAAUUGUGAAGCUGACGCCUGUGACGGCGGCAAAGAUCCAGAUGAACAUGAUGAACAAAAAGACCCUGGCACGGAAGUGUGGAGGAAUGUACACCAGCUGGUACUGGUCCGUGGAGUAAAGGUCGGCAUCGGGCGUGUCAUCUUUGCCAUCUAGUCGGGAGUUGCUCUCAGAAACCGGCAUGAACACGCGUCGUCCCUUAGGAAUCUUGACCUGGUCCGACGCAGGAGUCCGAACAAACUGGCCCUCUUCAAUCAGCUGUCCAGUUUGAACGAGGCUUGCUUUCUUGAUGCUGAGGAUGACCAUCUGGUCGGACGCGAUGGCAGAUGUCGGCUUCGCCGUGCCACCUUCAAACGUAUCUUCCCACGUCUUGGGCACCACCUUGUUUUCUUUAUUGACUUCGAGGAGGGCUCGUCUCCACCAAGGAAGAGCAAGCUGAUCCGAGCCAGGACGCAGCGCUAGGAUACCCUCUUCGUCGAUGCGGCGUUCGCCAAACAAAAACCAAGUCAAUCGUAGGCCUCUGGCGCACUUGCGGAACCACCAGGUGUACAUGGCAUGCAGGCCGUCGCUAGGCUUGAAGAACUUGACUGCCAGAGGCAUAGCAAAGUUGUAAAACAACAGGUCGACGGGGAAUUCCAAGACAGGCUCAUUGGAAGAGUAGUGAAUCGGCAAGACGCUCGGGAGAGACAGAGCCAGGCCCCACACCACACCUCCGAGACAAACGAUGACGAGUGCGCCGUACACAAACGCAGAGAAUAGAAUCUUUCGCAAUUGUGUGACGACGUUGCGUUCCAGUACAUCGCGAACGGGGUGGAAUUCGGGAUCGUCUGGAUCGCGGAUGAAAUCUGUACUGAUUAGUCAAAGUGGUAACUGACAAAGACAGCAUAAACUUACAGAGGACGCCUUUCCGCAUGAUCUUUCGGCACAUGGAAACAAAUAGGGCAAAGUGGAACAUGUACCCCGUUCCCACGAACCAAUGUACGAAGAUGGAGGUGAGCGGAAAAUUGACGGUGAAGGCGACUCGCGAUUUCAAAGUGGUUGCUUCGAAGAGGGGCAACAAGGCCACGUCCAAGAGGAGGCCGCAGUACAGUGGAAAGAUGAGCAUCUCAAUGCUGAUGAUGAGAAUGACCUUCAUAACGCCACUAGCUUGGUUGAGCAAGUCGAUCAAUGAAGCUUCCCAAUCUUGCCCCGUCUGCCCUGUCGAGAACGGUGAACCACGCUUCAGGUAAAGCGCGCUAAUUGCUGAAAAGGUGAAGUAGCCGCAAAGAAUCGCCCAGAAUCGAUCCGUGCCUGACCAGUACGAUAGUGCAGGGUUGACGGCCGUCGAGGGCUCGGGCACACUAAAGCUGAUCACCCAUGAUCCGGGAUUGAGGAUGCUAAUGGGGACAUCGCGGACGGCGUUCCACGCGUACAUGGGUGCAUUCGCCGCUAGUGACGCUGCAUACUUAGUAUUGGCUAUGAGGUCGCGGUCGAAGAUGGCCCCAAGUAUGUCUCCUACGGUAGCAAAAGACCCAGAGAGAAGGGACUUGAAGCUAAGUAGUGCUUCAUGACUGAUGGCGGAAAAGUUUUGCAUCUCGGUGGUUGAAAUGAUGGGUAGCUCGCUGGUCAGGCUCUCGAGGACCCUGGUUGAAGCACUCGUGAAAAUGUCGAACGUCUUCUUCAUGAGUAAGCCAACACCAUUCUUGGCUGGGAAGCCCAUCAUGCGUCCUGUUGUGUAGAUGAAGCACAAGGUCAGACUGGUCAGACCGCUCAUGAUGCCAACAGCAACGUCCUGGAUGAACUUUGUCGCGCUAAAGAGCAUUCUCACAAGGCGCAUCGGGUUCAUGGCAGCCCAGACACUGACGCGUCCCAGGUUGUAAGGAAUGAAAACGCAGACGAAGAUCGUGACAGAGACAAGCACGACGCAGAAGAUGGCAUUUUGGAAGAGACCAGCGAUGGGACCACGCAUACCGAUCAAUUCCAUGAUACCCUCGAAAUCUUCGGCGUCGUCAAUCGCUUCGGGGUCAAGGCCGGCGGCGACGGCAGCUUCCACGACCUCACGGUCUUGCUCCACGGCGUCUUGCUCGUCAUCAUCCAAGUCAUCGUCAAAGUCAUCGUCGUCGCUGUCAUGAUCAUGGUCGUGUUCAUGAGCGGCAUCGUCAUCUCGGCCGCCAAUAUCCAACUCUCGAACCUCGAUGUCGCCCCACAUGAAAUCGGCCACACGGUCCAUGACUCCCCGCUGAAGGGGCGGCCGCUGGGCUGGCUGACCAGCUUCGGUAUCUUGAGGCAAGCCGUUGAUGUCCUCAAGGGGCUCUUCGGGCAAGCCAACGAACUGCGCCGGGACGACGACAUCGGGCAGCUGCACCUCUGGCUCGUUGAAUCCAAAAAGCCCGUCCUCGUGAAUCGGUUCAACUGUCUCAAAAUCGUGAUCUGCAUCGGAGCCAAAAUCUGGGGUAUUGCUGCGCGGUGGCGUGAAUCGGGCUGGGGGUAGACCGAAUUCUUGUCCUUGCGGAUCAAAGCCAAAUGAUUGCAUUGGCUCUUGAGCCAGGGGUUCGGCCUGCUGCGGUGCAGUAUUCAAGCCGGAAAAUGACCAACUGUUGUUCGCAAGUGGGUUGAUGCUGUUGUUCAUCUGAGGGCCGUCUGAAACGGAGCGAGGCCGAAGAGGACUCUGGAAUGGAGUCGACCUCGAAGGGCUUGCGUCUUCCUCUCCCAGACCGGACUCAAAACCAAAAUCUGUCAGAGCUUCCUUCUCUUUGCCCUUUCCCGUUCCGUCGGUACUACCCUCGCCAUGCGUUUGCGGCGGCCAUGAGAACUGUGGUGUUGAGGGGGCGGGAAGUUGGACCAAAAAUGGGGACGCGGCUUGCGAAUCUCGGGAAGCGGAAGGUCCUUCAGGUCCAGGUUGGCUCUUUUUCGACUGCGAAGCACCCGAUUCCCGGUUCUUUUCCAUCAUCGACUUGGUGAUCCUUGCCCAAUAGCCAAGUGGCUCAUCCAACUUCUCCUCCUCAAUGAUUUUAAGAAUCUUCUCGGGAUCACCAUUGGCCUGUCGGUAGAUACGAAGGUAUUCGUGAACAGUUGCCACCGGGGUCUGCGAGUCCUUGUUGGGACCGCCUUCGGGUGGUGUAUUGAAGUCGAAUUCGGGUUCAGGUCCUCCUUGGGCGUGGGAUCCGAAACCACCGUGUCUCCUUGCCGCCGGCAAACCCGCCGGCAGCAUAGGUGCUGCGAGCUCGGGCAUCGGUUCCCGUUCAUCCCAAGCCAUGUGAGGUAAACCAUCCUGGCUUGCGCGUCGACCGCCGGUGAAUGAUUCAUCGUCAUCAUCCUCGCUGUCACUUGGCCCUCUCAAAUUUGCCGCGCCAUAGUCAUCGAGCAUGCCAGCACCAUCGUGCGCGUGUGCGUGCUCGUGUUCAGGAUCAUGGUCGUGGAAAUGUUGCUCAUGUUGAUGUUGCGGUUCGGGCUGCGGUUGGGGUUGUGCGUUGUCGUUGGCGGCAAAGGCGGCUCGCAUAUUGAUUUCGGGUUGUUGCUGGACAACAUAGUCGCGGACCAGGAUGACGAGAAUGAAGGAGAUGAUGACCAAUAUCGUGAUAAUCUGGCCCUCUAGGACGCCGAUGAUGGUGCGGUUUACAACGGGGUACCGGGUCAUAUUGCGCAGCCAGGACACGCCGCUCAACAAAGAAGGAUGACGGUCGAGAACGGGGUCACUCGUGCCGACAGGCACUGAACUGGAGUUGGUAGACGCGGAGGACGUGAUGGAUCCGAGCAGCAUCCUCAUAAGGGCUGCCGUCAUUGAGUCGUUGGUGGUAAUGUUGACGCCGUGGAACGACCUGCUAAAGGGCAGUUCCUGACCUUGAAUGAUAUCCUUGAGCAUGCCUCCCAAGUUGGCCGGUGUCGUGGUGGGCUCGAGCAGAGGCGAAGCAGGGCAGACAUUGGAAUUAGCGACUGAGAAUGCCACCGAGACGCCUCGGCUCACUGUUGCGUUUGAGCUGUUCCAUAGAGCGCCACUACCCAGACCUUCGUCGCUGACCCAGAACAGGAAGGCCCAGACUGAGCGCAUUAGGUAGGGCAACCAGCAAAGCCAAACGCUAAUGACCAGUGCGGCUCGCAGCCAUACCAGAACGUUUCUGAAGAGGUAUUUGGCCAUGUGGCCGACGAAGACGUGGGCCGGGAGAGUCUUUGGCAUUUUGGGCGAGUAGAGCUUGGUAAAGCGGAAGGGUGUUUUGCACAGCUCGCAGUGCUUCUUCUGGGAGUGUGAAAGCCACUCCAUCAAGCAAUCUUGGUGAACGUAUUUAAUACUGCCGCUGCAUUUGCAUGGAUAGAAGAGCGGUUCUUCGGCGGUCGCCUCGCCUCUACAAAUGCGGCAUGUAUCGGGGUCGAGGACGCCGGCAUCGUUGGCUUGGGAUCGUGGUUUGGCAGCAUCGUGAGAGAUGGAAGCGGGCUUCGAAGCCGAGAACCGUCGGCGGGAGUGCGCGUAAGCAUCGGCGGCUGCCAGCGGUUCCAUCGCGGGGUCGUCCAUAAUGAUUCAGUCGUCGAAGUUGGCGGGGACUUGAGCCCUUUGCAGAAGUGUUUCGUUAUUUAGGAACGCAUGAGUGCCUUUCGAAGCAAGGCCGACACGGUGAGAACGGAUCGACAGCGGAUUCGGGGUGGAAAUAAUCGACAAUGAGAUGUCGGUGGGAUCGAGAGGUCCGACGUAAGUUCUUUGGUCGAAGCUGCGCGUGCCUAGAUAAUUAUCCGAGUGAACAGAUUGCGGGGGAGCGCGGGCUGCUUUGCAAUGCUCAAGUGACAGCAAACGGCCGCAGCUCCUGCUCUAGACGGCGAGAAACAGUGGAGAAAAAAGGAGAAGCUGGUUGGGUAUCAUAAAUCGUCAAGUCAAACAAGCCGCUCCAGGAUGUUGUGAGGUUGUAGACGCAGUUUCGAGACGGAGAAAUCAAUCGAAGUCCCCUUACGCUAA
Messenger RNA from Colletotrichum scovillei, 7647 nucleotides. RefSeq lists its product as uncharacterized. NCBI's taxonomy places the organism in Eukaryota, Fungi, Ascomycota, Sordariomycetes, Glomerellales, Glomerellaceae. Bases 640 to 1338 code for a protein of 232 amino acids. The transcript has 2 exons. The record is from RefSeq and is a predicted model, not a curated record.